GGUUCACUUUGAAAAGUGAUUAGUCAUGUUCUGGUUAGUUGGCAGUUGCUAGUCAGAGAUGUGUUGUGUGUUCAGGAAUGAGCUGGGAAACAUCCACAUCCCCCUCAGAGCUGCAUUUCUCACCUACAGAAACCACAUCCAAGAUGUGUUACUACGGUGAUGGGAAACCUUAGAGAUGCGGCUGUAUUCAUCUGGAAUCAUCUCACAUAGUUUCUAAUGAAAAGAGAUUUGAACUGUUUUAAUAGACACCAAACAAAAGUUGUCUUGAAUGCAUCCUUAAUAAUUUUAUUCUGAGAAAACAUCUUCCUUCUUAAACCUGUUAUAAAUGUGAUAUGAACAGAUGAAAACACAGUCUGCUGCUAAUCUCAGCUAAUUUAUCAUUUCUGGUUUGAGUUAAAAACACAAAAGUCCUCAAAACUGUGAGCCGUUGUCCUGUGAAUGACAACUCAACACCCAAACAUCCAUUCGCUCAUGAUGAGUUUGAUGAAGGAUAUUUGUGUGAUAAUUGGGAGUGCAGUAUGAUGAGAUCUGACUGUGAGGUCACUUCCUGUGUUUAAAAUACGUGGCGUCUAUAUAAACCCUGAGGAGUGACCGACUGUCAUUUAAGAUCUGCAGACAUCAGGAGAACAGACAGCUGAAAGAGAGAACUGUGUUUUGGGGAUGAUGUUGAAGGGUCAACGGUCUCAGCUGCGUCUCGCUGUCAUCUUACUUAUGGUGGUGACAAUCGUUCAGGGUCAAGACGGUGAAAGCAGACGGGCGGUCACAGAGCAUCAGUUGAUGCAUGAUCGUGGUCGCUCUAUUCAGAGUCUGAAGAGACUGAUCUGGCUGUCCAGUGCAAUUGAGGGACUUCACACCGCCCAGACCCGCACACUGACUGCUGGUGACCCAGACACCCGCCCGGGUCACUUCCUCUCUCAGCCUGGCCACAGGAGGACACUGGAGACGCUGCUGAACGACAUGUACAGACCUCACCUUAGCGCUGUGCUCGGAGACAGAGAAAAAUAACAUCUGAUGUCUCAGAUAAUCAGACUCUUGCCUGUUUGAUGUCCCGGAUAAUCAGACUCUCAUCCAUAUGAUGUCAUGGACAAUCAGACUCUCAUCUGUCUGAUGUCUUGGAGAAUCAGACUCUCUCCAACCUGAUGUCCCGGACAAUCAGACUCAUCCGUCUGAUGCCCCAGAUUAUCAGAAUCCCACCCGUCUGACGUCCCAGAUUAUCCAACUGUCAUCUGUCUGAUGUCACAGUCAAUCAGACUCAUCCAUCUGAUGUUCCGGAUUAUCAGACUCCCAACGGUCUGAUGUCCCAGAUUAUACGACUCUCAUCCAUCUGAUGUCUUGGAGAAUCAGACCCUCACCAACCUGAUGUCUUGGACAAUCAGUCUCAUCUGUCUGAUGUCACAGACAAUCAGAUUCAUCCAUCUGAUGUCCCAGAUUAUCAGACUCCCAAAUGUCUGAUGUCCCAAAUUAUCAUACUCUCAUCCAUCUGAUGUCAGAGAAUCAGACUCAUCCAUCUGAUGUCCCGAAUUAUCAGACUCUCACCUGUCUGAUGUCCUGCAUGAUCAACCUCUCAUCCGUUUGAUUUCUUAGACAGUCAGACUCUCAUCUAUCUGAUGUCUUGAAGAAUCAGACUCUCAUCCACCUGAUGUCCCAGACAAUCAGACUCAUCCAUCUGAUGUCCCAGAUUAUCAGACUCCCACCUGUCUGAAGUCCAGGACAAUCAGACUCUAAUCCCUCUGAUGUUUCAAAAAUCAGACUCCCACCUGUCAGAUGUCCCGCAUGAUCAGACUCAUCCAUCUGAUGUCUUAGAUUAUCAGACUUUCACCCGUCAGAUGUCCCAAAUUAUCAUACUCUCAUCCGUUUGAUGUCACAGAGAAUCAGACUCAUCCAUCUGAUGUCCCAGAUUAUCAGACUCCCACCUGUCUGAAGUCCAGGACAAUCAGACUCUAAUCCCUCUGAUGUUUCGAAAAUCAGACUCACACCUGUCAGAUGUCCCGCAUGAUCAGACUCAUCCAUCUGAUGUCUUAGAUUAUCAGACUUUCACCCGUCAGAUGUCCCAAAUGAUCAGACUCUCAUCCGUCUGAUGUCACAGAGAAUCAGACUCAUUCAUUUGAUGUCCCGGAUUAUCAGACUCCCACCCGUCUGAUGUCCCAGAUGAUCAAGCUCUCACCCGUAUGAAGUCCAGGACAAUCAGACUCUAAUCCCUCUGAUGUUUCGAAAAUCAGACUCCCACCUGUCAGAUGUCCCGCAUGAUCAGACUCAUCCAUCUGAUGUCUUAGAUUAUCAGACUUUCACCCGUCAGAUGUUCCAAAUGAUCAGACUCUCAUCCGUCUGAUGUCACAGAGAAUCAGACUCAUUCAUUUGAUGUCCUGGAUUAUCAGACUCCCACCCGUCUGAUGUCCCAGAUGAUCAGGCUCUCACCUGUCUGAAGUCCAGGACAAUCAGACUCUAAUCCCUCUGAUGUUUCGGAAAUCAGACUCCCACCCAUCUAAUGUCCCAGGCAAUCAGACUCAUCUAUCUGGUGUCGCAGAUUAUCAGAUUUAUGAUACUUGUGACUAAACUAAACUAGAUUAAAAUAAUCAGGUUUGUUGUCUGAUCUUUAUUCACACACAAACUGAUUAAAUCCCUGUAAUUCACUGUAUUGUUGUUUGAUGUUAGUGAAAUAUAUAGUUGCUUGUAAUCGUGUUGCUCAAUGUUAACAGGAUUAAAUCAGACAUUCUUUAUAUGUGGUCAAUUCCUGCCUCUAAAUUUGUUUUAAAGUUGACUAGUUUAAGUGCUGUUGUUUAUUGUAGACUGUAUUGUAGUUUUAUUUGCUAUAUAUGUGAGUGAUUAAAAAGCUUUAAAGUAAACUCCCAUACAGAUUAAAACUGA
Molecule: messenger RNA, 2865 nt
Organism: Paramisgurnus dabryanus
Lineage: Eukaryota; Metazoa; Chordata; Actinopteri; Cypriniformes; Cobitidae
Gene: pth4
Product: parathyroid hormone 4
Biological process (GO): bone mineralization
Cellular component (GO): extracellular region
Molecular function (GO): hormone activity
Source: RefSeq, a predicted model, not a curated record